Vidua chalybeata is the source of this 682-nucleotide messenger RNA. It is a transcript of the gene MAGOH, whose product is annotated as mago homolog, exon junction complex subunit. Bases 34 to 495 code for a protein of 153 amino acids. The transcript has 5 exons. Gene Ontology annotation, biological process: RNA splicing. The record is from RefSeq and is a predicted model, not a curated record. NCBI's taxonomy places the organism in Eukaryota, Metazoa, Chordata, Aves, Passeriformes, Viduidae. Gene Ontology annotation, cellular component: nucleus; exon-exon junction complex; catalytic step 2 spliceosome.
GAAGGCGCGCGCCCGUCUCAGCGGCUGACGUAGAUGCCGGGCCCUGGCGUGGCCAUGGCGAGCGAUUUCUACCUGCGCUACUACGUGGGGCACAAGGGGAAGUUCGGACACGAGUUCCUCGAGUUCGAAUUCCGGCCCGACGGUAAGCUGCGCUACGCCAACAACAGCAACUACAAGAACGACGUGAUGAUCCGAAAGGAGGCUUAUGUGCACAAGAGUGUGAUGGAGGAGCUGAAGAGAAUAAUCGACGACAGUGAAAUCACAAAAGAAGAUGAUGCUCUGUGGCCUCCUCCUGACAGAGUGGGCCGACAGGAGCUCGAGAUAGUAAUUGGUGACGAGCACAUCUCCUUUACAACGUCAAAAAUCGGUUCCCUCAUUGAUGUAAAUCAGUCCAAAGAUCCAGAAGGCUUGAGAGUGUUCUACUACCUGGUCCAGGACCUUAAAUGUCUCGUCUUCAGUCUUAUUGGCCUCCAUUUCAAGAUUAAGCCAAUUUAAAUCAGACAAACUGAAGUUUGUAUUGCAAUGUUAGCAGUAGGGGUGGGAAGGGAGGAUCCUGUUCCAGUUCUUCAUUGUUUCUGAAAUUUUUUUGUACUUUACAUUAUUUUUUGAUUGUUAUUUUGUUGUUGUUACAAACUGUCAGUGACUCAAUAAAAGGGUGAGAUUUGCGUUUUUAAUUUUUAAA